Didymodactylos carnosus is the source of this 645-nucleotide messenger RNA. NCBI's taxonomy places the organism in Eukaryota, Metazoa, Rotifera, Eurotatoria, Philodinida, Philodinidae. The record is from the annotation of a GenBank genome assembly.
AUGGCUCAACUUUCCACUGAUACAGAUAUGCUUAAUCGACAAUGUGAUGAAUUAGAUUCUCUCGGCACAUUUUUAUCAAAAUUAAGAGAACAAUUGCUUACCAUGUCAAUGGAUGCUAAAAUAACACGAAUUAAAUUAGAGAAAUUUACCGAAUUACUAGAUUCAAAAGUAAUAGAAUGUGAUCAAUAUAAAGAUAUUGCAAAACAAUUUAAUCAGGUAGUAUUAAAAAUAAAGAAAGAUGUUGAUGAAACACAAGCAAAUUUGUUUAAUGAAAGUAAAGAAUGGUAUCAAAUUAAACAGAAAUUGGCGAUGGCAACGGCAGGUGGUAAAGUAACAUUGAAUGUUGGUGGUGAAAAAUAUCAAACAUCCAUUGAAACAUUAACAAGAGAAAAAGAUACAUUUUUUACGGCAUUAUUUUCGCGUCAAUGGGGACUCGAAAAAGAUGAAGAAGGAUGCGUUUUUAUCGAUCGAAAUGGAAAAUUAUUUGGGAUCAUUCUAGAAUAUUUGAGAACUGGACGAUUAUUAUUGCCUAAUAGUGAGGAUAGUGCAUUACGACAGAGUUUAAUGAUUGAAGCUGAAUUUUACCAUUUGAAAACAUUACAUUACCUAUUAUCAGGGAAAAAAGAGAAAAUGAUGGAGACAUAA